ACCGAGAGUGGCUGUGCGGGGAACGAUUCCGACCACACGAACCCCGACAGAGCGGUAGAGGUGCAGAGAAAGGGCAGGUGCUGUUGGUGUUUACCCGAUGCGGGUAUGGAGCUAUUGGUAUGCAGAUGGAGACUUCAGAGGUUCCCGGGGACCUGCUGCUGCAGCAUCCGCACUUCUCCUGCGUUAUUUUCUGCGUAAUCUGUCAUCAAUGGCGGGGUGAUGUGUUAUUCAGCCAUCAGCGUUCCGCUUCUGUUGCUUGAAUGCACCAUUUCCAGAAGAAGAAAAAAAAAAAACCCUCCUUACAUAUGAGCACUGCAGCUUCCUCCGAGCUGAAGAUGUUUGGCUGCAGACACGCUGGCUUAGCUCGAUCCCACUUGUUGGUCCCCUAAGUCACAAUCAGUGUCUCUGGAGGUGUCAGACGACACAUCAGCCCUGUUGUAUAUGUUUAGUCACGCAUAUGUUAAUGUCAGGAAGUCGCAAACUGGUCUGCCUCUGCAGGGAGUGGACAAAAUAAUCCAAACACCUCGUGAGGGGGAAAAAGGCCUAGAGCGAGUUAAUUAGAAGCGCAGUUACACAUGUGGCUGUUAUUAUCAUAGGUGCUAAUUAGCAGCAUUUGUCAGAUGUAAAAAUUAAAAAAAAAUUAAAAGGGGGGGGUGGGGAUGUGUGUUUGCGUGUGUGUGCGCGCACGCUUAAAAGCACCUCACGUAAUUAACUGCUCCAGAGAGGCCAAAUUAUAUGCAGGUGCACUGGUUGGGGGAAAAAAAGAAUGAAACACAAGAUUUACAAAUGCACGUGUGAUGUUUUUAAAUCAUUUAUUUUCUUCUGUUAUUAUUAUUUAUUAUUGAAUAGAAACAAAAACUGACAUUUUUUUAAUCACAAAUAGUUGCUCAUUAAGUUGAUUGAAGGUUACAUUUUUCUGUGGUCGCCUGUGGGCUGACGAAUAUUAAAAUAGUAAAACUGCAGACAAAUUUAAAGCAAAUGAAGAUCAUCGUCUAUUACCCUGCACCCUUUUUAGAGGUUCCCAUAAUAAGUUUGAGCUGAUUAAUGGGAUAGGAAAUAAGAUUUAAAUAAGAAUAAGAGACCAUAUUUUUGAUCCCAGAAUUCUACUAGAGUGGCUUUGCAUGGUUCAAAAUAUCCCUUAUUUCUCCUGCACAGUAUAUUCACUCUGAAACAAGUCGUUUUAGUCGUUGCCCCUCCCAUUUAAGACACCUAUCUAUCUGCCCCUUGCAGACACAAGGUUUGAGCAGGUAGGUGAGGCUUUUGGCUCACGCUCACAUGUUCUGAUCUUACAGUUUGAAACUGUUACAUUUCUGACAGAAAUAUAAGGGAACUCUUAAUGAGUACCCUUUAAUCUUGUUCAGACUCUUAAUGUUCCCUGACAUUUUCAGUUUCUUUUAAAUUAUUAAAGGAAAGAACAGAUUAGGGAAAACUGCAGGACAAAAACUCACGUCACAGGCAGUUUUGGACACGUCUCCAUUUGUAGUCAAGGCAGACUUAAUUUCCAUAUGUCCUAAUCCACAUUUGCAGCAGUGGCUGUCUUUGAUAUUCAGGUUCAAGUAAAAGCUGUAGAUUUAUUGUGCCUGCAUGAUUAAAGAGGCGAGCUGUCGGUCUCGCUGGAGGGAGCCGCUCAGAGCUGUACAUGCUGGACAUGUGUUGUGUUUAUCAGCCUUCAGCAUGAGUGACGUCUCACAGGUGUUUAACAGCUGAAGCUUUCCUCUGAACAGAGCUGGUUGCACCUUCAUAUCACGUCCUCCCAGAGUCCCUACCCACCUGUUUGCCUCUGACACUCAUUUACUUUCAUGGCUGACUUCAGUGUGAGCUUUUAAAUGCUGUCAGGGGCCUCGUCUUUCUUAGCCGCUUUGGAGGCCAAUCUGCUUAAGGAUAUCUGUCCACUCGUGCACAUGCUCACAGUUGCCUUUCCUGGUAGUCAGAUGGCCUGAAAACACGACAUAUUACAAAUCCAUCUUGUGCUCCGGCUACUGUAAGCCACAUUGUAGAUUUUGCUGACCCAUCACAUCUGCUCAGUGUGGCCAUGUGUGUUUGUUGUGAAGUUAGUUAGGUAGCGCUAUCAUUUUAAUCUGCAGCUUUGCAAUGAGGAGGCCCAGCUGGAGCUGCUUACCCGUGCUGGUCACAUGCCAUAUGUGUGCUCAGACGCAUUGGAAACUGCCACAAUUGCGCUCGCCUCCCUCCACCCCAACCAUUCUAACCGGUUGCACAGGCUUAUCGUGGCUUUAGCAUCUGUGCGGUAAAUGUAGGCCAUUGAUGUUUGCUUGUCAGGCUGGUGGUUUAAACCAGUGAACGCAAGCUGUGACUUUUAGUCGUUUGUGCGCUGUGCCGUGAUACCAUCUCUGCACGUCCACGAUGAAGCUGAGGUCCAGGAGUAGAGAAAGAAUGGAGACAAGAAGAGAGGAAGAGGUGAAAUUUGAGGAGAUUGAAAUGAUUCCAAAGUCCGGAAAAUCUCCAGCAGACUCACGGAAAUCUGCCGGCAUUCAUGAGUUUGCAGCGCUUGCCAGAUCCUCCUUGAAUGGUAUCUCUCAGGCAGUGAGAGACCACAUGACAAAGCCCACCUCGCUGGCUCAGGGCCGGGUCGCUCACCUCAUCGAGUGGAAAGGUUGGCCUAAACCUGCAGCUCCUUCACUGGCCGCACACUCCCAGUUCAGCUCCUACUGCAAUCUGACUGAAGGGGAGAAGGAGGCUCGUUUUGCUGCAGGAGUGGCCGAGCAGUUUGCCAUCGCGGAGGCUAAGCUACGUGCUUGGGCAUCUGUGGAUGACGAUGAUGAGGAAGAUUUCAAUGAUGAAGACUCCCACAUCAGCGGACAGACUCACACGGUAUCCAGCCAAAACUCAGAAGCCACCAUCUACAGUUCCACCUCUGGAGCACCGCCCGGGGUGGACCGCACUGAGACGCCACCAUCCGAUGGUCCCCUGGGCUCCCACAACAGCAGCCUGCCCUGUGGCAGGCUAGCAACUGAAAAUGCCCCACAGUCAUCACAGAGCAACUCACCCACUUUGCCCAGCGACUCCAUGAGUACGUGCCUGGAGGAGGAGGAGGAAGAGGAGGAGAGGCUGGACAGCCUCGAGGAGCAGCCGGCUCCUUUGCAGGAGCACCGCAGCGAAGUGUGCAUCCACAGCAAGCCCGAGUGGAGACCGAGGUGCAGGAGCAGCAGGUUUGACUCCUGUUACUCCACCUCUCACUCCGAGUCUCCUGGAGAGGAGGACGAGGAAGACGAGGAGGAGGAGGAAGGCAGCGUGUUUCACGAGGUCCGGGUGUGGCACUGCAGCCCCAGGAGCUUUUUCUCUGACCGGGCGUCUUCCGGGGUGGCGUCAUUCGAUGAGGAAGAAGAAGAGAGAGAAGAAGCAGAGGGAAAAAAAGAGUAUUUGAUGUGAUGUGUCGUCCACCUUUUUGUCCCCUUGAGUCUGUGUUGAUUCUGGAUAUUAUGCUUCAUCCUUACACCUCUCCUCCUCCUCCUUCCUCUUCUCCUUCCUCCUCCACUCAUUCUGUCUCCUGUCUCUCAUCCUCCAGGCCUUUCAUACUGAUCUUGCUCCACUGUUUAUCGCUGCUGUAAACAGUCAAUAUGUUGAGAGAGUUCAAUCAGAAUGUAAAGCUGUUGUUCACUAAGUUUUGUACGUUUAUUUUUUGUGUGUGUGUGUGUGAACAGUCAUGUGUUGCUAUUGCAUUGGUUUUCUAUGGAUAUUUUCUAGUGUUGUUUCCUCUGGGUCACGCUGUGUCACGUGGGUUGGGCUCUGUUUGAUAUUGAAUGCCUGAAUGUCUUGCAUAUAUAAAUAUGAGUUUUUGAAAGAAGA
This is a messenger RNA of Neolamprologus brichardi, 3804 nucleotides long. It is a transcript of the gene fam131aa, whose product is annotated as family with sequence similarity 131 member Aa. NCBI's taxonomy places the organism in Eukaryota, Metazoa, Chordata, Actinopteri, Cichliformes, Cichlidae. The record is from RefSeq and is a predicted model, not a curated record.